AUGGUCGAGGCCGACGAACAACCCUCCAAGCGUCGCCGACGCAGUCGGCGCGCUCCCUCCGAUCGCAAAUUCGAAUGUACACACGAGGGUUGCGGGAAGAGUUAUUCGCGCGCCGAGCAUUUGUACCGCCACCAGUUGAACCAUACCCCGAAACAAAUCUUUCGAUGCGAUUUUCCUAAUUGCUAUCGCUCUUUCGUUCGUCAGGAUUUGUGUAUUCGCCAUCGCGAACGCCAUACCACCCGUGGCUCGCAGUUGCAGAAGCGCGAUAGCUUCGCUCAUGACAGUCUCGAUGAAUCCCCGCAUAAAUCUCUUAUCCCGGUUUCCUCGCCGUCGUCGCCUUCGAUGACAACCGCCGAGUACCCAUUCAUGACGGAUGCGCCUGCUACAAGUUCCAAAUCCCCUUCGAAUGCGACGAACAAUUUCUCCCUGCCUACUACCACCACUACCAUCGAUACAGCCGGCGUGCCUGUAUCCGGCUACACUGAUUUCUCCGUCAUCAGCCAACCAGACCCGAUGCUAGAAUUCGACUCCAUGUCUAAUGCGUACCCGAUUUUCGGCGGCGAGACGUAUAAUCGCUCCCCCUUUGCCAUGGCCGAUGACUUUGCGGCGUGGCUGUUUAGUGAACCGCUCGCGCCGUUGGGGUACGGGAUGAUGCCGUUUGUACAGAAUCAGUUCUACAUGAACGAGCCCUCGUAUAAUAAUUUUUGUACGGUGAUUCCACAGCACCCCAUGAGCGUGACUAGUAUUCUGGACUCGACCUCUUUGCCGGCGAUUAUCUCGGAGGAGAAGCGGCAGGAGUUGCUGCAUCUUAUGGCGACUAGGUUUAAUGAGGCGGCCUACUCGGCGGAAGGGAAGCGCAAGGAUGCGCUUAUGGAUGGGGAUUUGGAUAGUGAUCGGCACGUGUUGAGUCUGCGGAUGAUGCAGGCUUAUAUCGGGUCUUAUUGGUUCCAUUUCCAUACGCAAAUGCCUAUUCUGCAUCAGCCUACUUUUGCUGCGGAUCGGACGCCGAAUUUGUUGCUUCUCGCUGUGAUGGCUAUUGGGGCUGCUACGCUGGAUAAGGCGCAUGGUCAAGCUGCUACGGAGACUGCUGCUGAAUUGGCCAGUUUCAUUGCGUGGCAUUUGCGGUGGGAGAUCUUUAUGGAUGCUGAUUUCCGGCCACCGGCCCGGUUAUGGGUGUUCCAGGCUUUACUCUUGCUGGAGGUUUAUGAGAAAUCUUUCUCUACGAGGGCGUUGCAUGAACGGGCUCAUAUUCAUCAUGAUACGACGCUUACGCUUAUGCGUCGUGGGAGUUCGCUCAUCGGUCGGUCUUCUUUUGAUACACCCGAGUCUAAAGAAGAGGAUGAGUCGUGGACGCAUUGGAUUAAAGCGGAGGCAACGAGGCGUGUGGCUUUUGCGGCAUUCGUCCUUGACUCGACCCAUGCGACUAUGUUUGGACACUCGGCCAAGAUGGUCGCGCAUGAACUACGACUACCAUUACCCUGCGAUGAAGCAUUGUGGGCCGCCACGAGUGCCGCCGAGGUUGCCCGAGUCCAAUCCAGUCUGCAAUCACACGGCGUCCGACCGAUCAUGUUCCUCGACGGACUCAAGCGCACGCUAAACGGCCAACCCGUCCGGACGAAUACCUUUGGUCGGAUUAUCCUAAUGGCUGGACUUCUCAGCGUGAGCUGGCAUUUGAAUCAACGAGAUCUCCAAGUGAGCUCUCUCGGCGUGGGCCAAACCCUCGGGGGCCGGGAUAAAUGGCGAACAGCCCUGCUCCGCUCGUACGAUAACUGGCGACGCGACUUUGACGAAGCCCUCGGUUCCGUCACGACCACCGAGUCGGAAUCCCGCGACGUCCUACACGGCCUCGCACAUAUGGCCUCGCACGUGGACGUCGUGGAUCUCCAGAUCUUUGCUGGCGCCGGCCGCUUAAUGGGUCGAUCUAUUACGGCGCGCGAUUAUAGUACCGCGAGGGAAAAGACUGGUCGCUGGGCGACUAAAGCAUCUGCCCGGGACGCCACCUUUUACGCGCUCAAGUUUUUGAAGGCGUGUUUCUCGGAUCCGGCUGUGGAGUCUGGGUAUGUCGCGCGUGAUGAUUACCUGCUUAAUCGGCCGUGGGUAAUGUACUUUGCCGCGCUGGUGGUGUGGUGUUAUGGGUUCGCGUUGGAUGGGCCCUUGAGACCGCCGCCUACGUUGGCGACGCAUGCGGACCGUCGGCGGGAUAUGCAGGCUUUUCUGUUGAGGGUUGGAGGAGUUAGGGAGCCGAAUGAUUUGGAGGGGAUGAAAGGAAGGAAUGGGUGUUUGGGGAUGUUGAUGAUUUUGAGAGAUUCGUUUGCGAAUCCGAGAUGGGAGUUGCUUGGGGAGGCGGCGCGGCUGCUGGACAGUUGCAUUGCGAAGUUGCAGUCGUAG
Penicillium cataractarum is the source of this 2388-nucleotide messenger RNA. Its product is annotated as putative C2H2 finger domain protein. Gene Ontology annotation, molecular function: zinc ion binding; RNA polymerase II cis-regulatory region sequence-specific DNA binding; DNA-binding transcription factor activity, RNA polymerase II-specific. The transcript is spliced from 2 exons. Gene Ontology annotation, cellular component: chromatin. The record is from RefSeq and is a predicted model, not a curated record. The coding region runs from base 1 to 2388 and encodes 795 amino acids. Gene Ontology annotation, biological process: regulation of transcription by RNA polymerase II; DNA-templated transcription. Lineage: Eukaryota; Fungi; Ascomycota; Eurotiomycetes; Eurotiales; Aspergillaceae.